Pieris brassicae (large cabbage white) is the source of this 2624-nucleotide messenger RNA. It is a transcript of the gene Ance-3, whose product is annotated as angiotensin-converting enzyme. The coding region runs from base 79 to 2487 and encodes 802 amino acids. The record is from RefSeq and is a predicted model, not a curated record. Gene Ontology annotation, cellular component: plasma membrane. Gene Ontology annotation, molecular function: peptidyl-dipeptidase activity; metallopeptidase activity. Lineage: Eukaryota; Metazoa; Arthropoda; Insecta; Lepidoptera; Pieridae. The transcript has 12 exons. Gene Ontology annotation, biological process: proteolysis.
CGCAACCAGCAACCACGCAUCACUAACCAACGUGAUAACAGGGAAUAUUUAGUCUGAUAAGGUCGCAACUAGCUUGAAAUGGCUUGUGUUCAAACAAGAAAGAUUCUAAGCCUUUGGCUAAGAUUUGCAAUUUUUCCAUUCGUUGCUUUUGCUGAUCCACAAUUGGACUUACCGCCUUUAUCCAGUACCCAGAGGAAUCCUUACGGUUUCGGAAUAUCCACCACGCAGUCUAACAUAGGGAGUAACUUUGACAGAAAUAGGAACUUUCAAUUCAGCACUGCUCGGCCUCAAAGCGCAACGGGAUAUCCGUCCACCACUUUAAGCGGGAUCACUCCAGUGAUAAGUAAUAAUGGAUAUCCUAGCGUCAACUAUGGUAGCGGUCCUAGCUCAACUCUUCGGCCAUUUGACGAGAGAAAUAGGGAUGACCGGAUAGAUAUCAACAGUGAUCCCAACUUCCGUCGGAAUGAACCUAAUUUCGUGCGUAACGACCCUAAUUUCGUUGGGACAAAUCCAUUCGACAUUAACAGGAAUCUCAACACAAAUAGCAUAGAUAAUAGGAUAAGCCAAGUGAGUCUCCAUCAAAUCAAAGACUUCCUGAAACAGGCUGAUGAACAAGCAUCAAAGGAGUGCACGAACAAUGUUGCAGCGCAGUGGAAUUUCGAGACUGAUGUCAAUGAUGCAACUCAACAUGCUGCACUUGACGCACAACAAAGGUACACGUUAUUCCAACGUGGCCUAUGGGAAGUUGCUCAACAGCUUCCCCGAGUUGGAAUCAGAGACUUCUCCACCUUCAGGCAGCUCCGACUUCUCUCUAUCAUCGGCCCAGCUGCUCUACCACCAGACCAGCUAGACAGGUACAACCGUAUAAUAAACGACAUGUUGGCGGUUUACAACACAGCUGAGAUCUGCGCUUACAAUGAGCCCUUCAAGUGUGGACUUCACUUGAAUCCCGACUUGCAGUUCAUCAUGUCGCACUCUAGAGAUUGGGAUGAGCUGCAACAUGCCUGGACCGAGUGGAGAAGGAACACGGGAAGGCGGAUUAGAGAUUUGUAUGAACAGCUUGUAGAUUUGACCAAUCAGGCUGCGAGAUUAAAUAACUUCACUGAUGCAUCGGCUUACUGGAUGUUCCCCUACGACUCAUUUAAUAUGAGACAAGAAGUAGAUGAAGUUUGGGAACAGGUUAAGCCUCUAUACGAGUUACUCCAUGCCUACGUGCGCAGGCGCCUGCGUGAAGCAUAUGGCCCUGAAAGAAUAUCUCGUUCAGCUCCAAUCCCCGCUCAUGUGCUUGGAGACAUGUGGGGACAAAGUUGGAGUGGAAUUGCCCAAUUAACUCUGCCCUAUCCGGGAAAGAAACAGAUUGACGUCACACCGGAAAUGAUUCGACAGGGCUUCACACCGUUAACAACAUUCCAACUAGCUGAGGAGUUCUUCGUUUCAAUGAACAUGUCAGCUCUACCUCCUGACUUCUGGGCUCUAAGUGUACUUGAACAACCAGCUGAUAGACAAAUACAUUGCCAGCCUUCUGCCUGGGACUUUUGUAAUCGACACGAUUACCGAAUCAAAAUGUGCACACACCCAGAUAUGAAGGAUCUCAUCACCGCUCAUCAUGAAAUGGCGCACAUAGAAUAUUUCUUGUCCUACAGAAACCUUCCAAAAGUGUUCAGAGAUGGCGCUAACCCGGGUUUCCACGAGGCCAUUGGUGAAACAAUAGCUCUAUCGGUAUCCUCACCUCGGCACCUUCAGACUUUGGGUCUGGUCCAGCGGUCUAUUGAUGACACAGCUCACGACACCAACUACUUAUUUACCCAAGCUAUGGAUAAACUGGCUUUCCUUCCUUUCGCCCUUGUCAUGGAUCGUUGGAGAUGGGACGUAUUUACAGGAGACGUCAGAAAGGAGCAAUACAAUUGUCAUUGGUGGAGAUUGAGGGAACAAUAUCAAGGUGUGAAACCACCUGUUCUUCGUUCAGAGCUUGACUUCGAUCCCGGUUCCAAAUACCACAUUCCAGCCAACAUUCCGUACAUAAGGUAUUUCGUCAGUACAAUCCUGCAAUUCCAAAUCCACCGAGCACUUUGUGAGAGGACUGGACAGUACAUCCCUGGAGACCCCACUAGGCCUCUACACAAAUGCGACAUCUACAGGAACCCGGAGGCUGGGAGGAUUUUAACUCGUUUAAUGGAACGCGGUGCUUCAGCACCCUGGAGUCAGGUACUGCAAGAGUCGAUGGGGGAAGCAAGAUUGAAUGGAGAUGCGCUACGAGACUACUUCAGACCCUUGGAAGACUGGCUGAGGAGUGAAAACCUUCGGACUGGAGAGUAUUUGGGAUGGAGCUACGAUGGGGACUACUGCAAGUUUAGCAUCGAAACUGCUGGUUUGCAAGUAUACGGUGGAUUCUACAAUGCAGCGAGCAGACACUUCGACAUAAACAGUUUCCUUACCAUUCUCUUAACUUCUAUGUUAGCAACAAUCAUUGGCUUAAGAAUUAGAUGAAUAUUGACCGAAAUCCCCCUUGUAUAAAUAAUAUUUUAAUUCAAUUAAAUAAAAAUCUAUAUUAUUACACGUGACAUAAAAAAAAUAUAUAUUUAACUUUGUAUAUACAUAUAUAGAUUCUUUUAUAAGAGCUAAUU